CGCCCACGUAGUACAAUCUCAUCUUGACAACCAUGGUGCAGCGCACUUCCAACGCCGAGGUCAUGUCGAUGGACCUGUCGCCCAAGAAGCCCGCCAAGGCCUACGGCAGCGACGGCGGCGCCUACUACGACUGGUCGCCGGCCGACCUGCCCAUGCUCGGCGCGGCCUCCAUCGGCGCCGCCAAGCUGCAUCUCUUCGCCGGCGGGCUCGCGCUCCCCAGCUACUCCGACUCGGCCAAGAUCGCCUACGUGCUCCAGGGCGCCGGCGCCUGCGGCCUCGUCCUCCCCGAGGCGGCCAGCGAGAAGGUGAUCCCCGUCAAGGAGGGCGACACCCUGGCGCUCCCCUUCGGCGCCGUCACCUGGUGGCACAACGCCGAGGGCGCCUCCGCGGAGAUGGUCGUGCUCUUCCUCGGUGACACCUCCAAGGGCCACACUCCCGGCCGCUUCACCAACUUCCAGCUCACCGGCGCCGCCGGCAUUUUCACGGGCUUCUCCACCGAGUUCGUCGCGCGCGCCUGGGACCUCGACCAGGACGCCGCCGCCAAGAUCGUCUCCACCCAGCCUGGCUCCGGCGUCGUCAAGAUCGCCGCGGGGCACCGCAUGCCGGAGCCGCGCGUCGAGGACCGCCAGGGCGUCGUGCUCAACUGCCUCGAGGCGCCGCUGGACGUGGACAUCCCGGGCGGCGGCCGCGUGGUGGUGCUCAACACGGCCAACCUGCCGCCGGUGAAGGAUGUUGGGCUGGGCUCUGACCUGGUUAGGAUCGAUGGUAAGUCCAUGUGCUCGCCGGGAUUCUCCUGCGACUCGGCCUACCAGGUCACCUACAUAGUGCGCGGCGGCGGCCGCGUCCAGGUCGUCGGGAUCGAUGGCACCCGUGUGCUGGAGACCCGCGCCGAGGCGGGCUGCCUCUUCAUCGUGCCCAGGUUCUUCGUCGUCUCCAAGAUCGCCGACGACACCGGCAUGGAGUGGUUCUCCAUCAUCACCACGCCAAACCCGAUCUUUAGCCACUUGGCUGGUAGGACGUCGGUGUGGAAGGCGAUAUCGCCGGAGGUGCUAGAGACGGCCUUCAACACCACGCCAGAGAUGGAAAAGAUGUUCCGCUCCAAGAGGCUUGACUCCGAGAUCUUCUUUGCUCCCAACUAGACCAUCCGCACAUCUGUCCAUCAUUGGCUUGGCAACACCUUAGGUUAUGUUUUCAUUAGGGUCGCCCAGGGUUAGUUAAAUUGAAGUUUCUCGCGUUUGAUGGAUUAUGUAAUAAUAAGCCUUUGAUGGAUUUGUCACGCUGGUUAGUUUUUAUGGAACUCUUUGAGAUCAGUUAAUGUUCAAUCAAUGCAAGUGGAAUAUCGAUAUAUUCUUGCA
Aegilops tauschii subsp. strangulata is the source of this 1355-nucleotide messenger RNA. Its product is annotated as 11S globulin seed storage protein 2-like. The record is from RefSeq and is a predicted model, not a curated record. Lineage: Eukaryota; Viridiplantae; Streptophyta; Magnoliopsida; Poales; Poaceae. Gene Ontology annotation, molecular function: nutrient reservoir activity.